UUUUUCGUUUGACAAACGGGUUCAGCAGGUUGAAUUAGGAUGUCGACCUAUUAAAGAAAAUGUACAAAUUAGAAAUACAAGUUCUACGACAGCAUAUUACGCUUCGGUCAUGUUUUUGAAUAUCGCCACAUACAAAUGUACUUAAAUGUUGUUGAUUUAGAUCAACAUAUGUUAUGUAUGUGAGAUCAACCCACGAGUUUCCUAAAUUGAUUUCGUUUGAAUUGUCUGACAAAUUGCAUUGAGCUAAACCAAACAAUGCCCAAAACCGUGGCGCCGAGCAGUUUAAUAUUAUUUAGCUCGCAUAUUGGCCUAAAUAUACAAAUAUUUGUGGCCAUUAGCCAGAGUUUCACUUUCAAUCGGUUCGGGUUCGAUUUGCAUAACAAAAUGAACGAACAAAAGAAUUUGGCUACCGAACAGCCAAACAAUUUAGAGCUGCUUCUGCUGCUGCUGCUGCUGCCAGAGUAGUCUCUGUCGCCGUCGACUGCGCUGUUGGCGUCAAUACGUGUUGGUUAAUUUGCAUAAAAAUUUUCUUUUCAAGCCGAGGUUCAUCAAAUUUUUAUCAACGCCGCCGCCACAGCUGUCGCUCGGUUCAGGCAAUAAUCAAAGCCGCCUUAAAAAAAAUAAAACAUGUUCGACAACAUAUUGGGGCGAACCUUAUCUUGAUUUCCAGCAUAAUUUUUAAACGCUUAUUCUGAGGCUCCGACUAGAACUAGAACCCCAAAGAUGCGCGCAUUCAUCGUCUUGUGCCUUGUGGCCGUUGCCUGUGCCGAUAAACUUGGCUACAACUACCAGCCGGUAGGACACUCCAGCUCAGGACUGUCGUUCGCUCCCGGCAGCGGAAGUGUCAGCUCUGGAGGUCUCGGAGUUGGCUCCCUUGGAGGAUCCAGCUCAGGAUCCCUUGAUAUCGAUGACUCUGGACUGGGCAGCUCAGGACUUGGCGUCUCUGGACUGGGCAGCUCUGGACUGGGUAGCUCUGGAUUGGGCGGCUCUGGUCUGGGAAGCUCUGGAUUGAAUGGACCCGUCAGUUACAACGCUGCCCCAUCCUCUGAGCUGAACAAGGAAUUCUUCACGUUCACUGCCAACGAAGAAGAUUUCGAUGAGCCACAAGCUUUGGAGCGUGCUUCUAGUUCCGUCAACAAGGGUCUCCGCGUUGUUUUCAUCAAGGGUCCCGAGAACCGUGGUCUGGAGAACGCUGCUCUGGCUCUGGCCAAGCAGGCUGCCGAGCAACAGACCGCCAUCUAUGUCCUGAACAAGCAGGCCGACAUCGGUGAUCUGGCCAACAAGCUGAACGCCAUUCGCAGCAACAGCAACAACAAGCCCGAGGUGCACUUCGUCAAGUACCGCACUCCCGAGGAUGCUGCCAAUGCACAGCGUGCCAUCCAAUCACAGUACGAUCAGCUGGGAGGCACUAGCCAGUCUCACAAUGGAGGUGUGGCCAAUGCUCUGAACUUUGCCUCGGCUCCACAGUACCGUCAGCAGAGUGCUCAAAUUCCAGAGAACUCUUACCUGCCCUCGUCUGUCCUCCGUCGUCUGCGUUACCGUCUCUAAGUAUAUUUUAUCAACUGUUUUGUUGAGCCUCUGUUAUCUAUUGAUUUGUCAA
Messenger RNA from Drosophila novamexicana, 1600 nucleotides. RefSeq lists its product as uncharacterized. Bases 724 to 1548 code for a protein of 274 amino acids. Lineage: Eukaryota; Metazoa; Arthropoda; Insecta; Diptera; Drosophilidae. The record is from RefSeq and is a predicted model, not a curated record. The transcript has 2 exons.